Molecule: messenger RNA, 1305 nt
Organism: Ascochyta rabiei
Lineage: Eukaryota; Fungi; Ascomycota; Dothideomycetes; Pleosporales; Didymellaceae
Product: Exopolyphosphatase
Exons: 2
Coding region: 1-1305 (434 amino acids)
Cellular component (GO): cytoplasm
Molecular function (GO): exopolyphosphatase activity
Source: RefSeq, a predicted model, not a curated record
AUGAAAAUGGCCACACCCAGAAACUCAUUGCGUGGCUUCCUCACGCACGCCAAGAAUGAUCUGCGCUCCGCCAUCAGCUCGAACCAAAAGGUGACGCUGGUGAUUGGCAACGAGUCGGCUGAUCUCGACUCGAUGACUUGUCAGAUUCUGUAUGCGUAUGUCCGCUCCAUGGCACCGCCCAAGAACGCGUUCACGCCACUGUAUAUUCCCGUGACCAACAUGCCGGCUGCUGGCAUUUCUAUGCGGCCAGAGUUUCUGGCCGUGUUCAAGUAUGCGAAUAUAGAGCCGACGCAUCUCAUCACGCUCGAUGACCUCCCGGCGCUGUCGGAGAUUCAAGGCAAGCUGAAGCCUGAGAAUACCAAAUGGAUUCUCGUGGACCACAACGCGCUGCAGGGCCAGCUCGGUACCAUCUACGCCAGUCGUGUGCAGGGAGUCAUCGACCAUCACGACGACGAAGGGCGGGUACCUAAAGAGACUGGUGACGAGCCCCGCAUUGUUGAAAAGAGCGGGAGUUGCACAAGUCUGGUCACGAACUACGUCGGACCCACAUGGGACAUGUUGUCGGGCUCGGCGCUGUCUUCGGGCGCUGCCCACGCCCAAGGCGACAGCUUGUCCGACGACGAUGCUGCUGUCAAACGAUGGGAUGCAAGCGUGGCCCAGUUGGGACUGGCGAGCAUCCUCAUCGACACGUCGAAGCUCGAAGACCCCAACAAAACCACAGAUGGCGAUCGCAGGGCUGCCGAGUAUCUGGAAUCUAAGGUGAUGCUCUGUCCGCAGCUUGCGGUGAGCUAUGACCGCGCGGCGUUGUACGAAUCCAUCGACGCUGCGAAGAAGGACAUUGGGCCGUUGAAGCUGCAAGACAUACUGCAGAAGGAUUACAAGGUGUGGGAGCAGGACGACGGGCAGAAGCUCGGCAUCAGCUCCGUGGUGAAGAAGAUUGAGUUCCUGCAGAAAAAGGCAGGCGACGAAGCAGGCGAGCCGUCUGAGCAGGCGUUUCUCGACUCUCUGAAGUCGUUUGCCGAGGAGCGCAAACUCGAUUUAUACAGCAUCAUGACGACAAGCACGUCGUCGAGUGGAGAGUUCCAGCGCGAGCUCCUCCUCUGGGCCUUUACGGACAAAGCAGUGUCAUGGGCAAAGUCGUUUGCAGAGAGCUCGCGCGACGAGCUGGGCCUGGCCGACUGGGAUGGGUCGGAGAGAGUGGGGCGCGGCGAGGACAGCGGACAGUGGAGGAGGGUGUGGUGGCAGCGACAGGUGCAGCACAGUCGGAAGCGUGUCGCGCCGUUGCUCAGACAGGCCCAAGGUUGA